This is a messenger RNA of Funneliformis mosseae, 258 nucleotides long. The record is from the annotation of a GenBank genome assembly. Lineage: Eukaryota; Fungi; Glomeromycota; Glomeromycetes; Glomerales; Glomeraceae.
AUGCAACAAUUGCAGAUAUGUAAACUUAACGCAAGCUUGUGGAGUAAUUUGGAAUUAAUAAUUGAACAAGUUCUUGCUUUAAUUACAAUAGUUGAUCAGUAUGCAAAUUUUUUGAAAAUAGUCAAUGAUCAUAUGUAUAAAAUUCAUUAUAGUGAUGUAUCAGCUAGAGAUUCUAGUAUAAAUCUAGAAGUAUAUACUAUUGAUGCUGAUUCUAAUAAUAUAAUUAAAGAAAUUUAUAAAGAGUUGGCAAAUGCUUAA